Molecule: messenger RNA, 1257 nt
Organism: Morchella importuna
Lineage: Eukaryota; Fungi; Ascomycota; Pezizomycetes; Pezizales; Morchellaceae
Exons: 3
Coding region: 1-1257 (418 amino acids)
Biological process (GO): protein stabilization
Molecular function (GO): protein-folding chaperone binding
Source: RefSeq, a predicted model, not a curated record
AUGCCUUCUCCAGCAACUCUCUCUGAUCAAGGCUCCAAAGCGCUCAACUCCCAAAACUAUGCUCAAGCGAUUGAUUUGUACACCCAAGCUCUGAGACAAACCCCCGAGUCUCCAGAUUAUUACUUGAAGCGUUCCACUGCUUAUCAACGUUCAUCAAAUUAUGCUUCCGCACUACGUGAUGCCGAGUUAGCUGUUGUCCUUGCCAACAAGCGAGGAAAACGAGAACUCAUUGGUGCCGCCCAGCUCCGCCGAGGGAUAUCCUUGCUUAUGGAAGGAAAGCUAGGGGACGCCGGUUUCUGCUUCAGUGAAGCAGAGAAAAAGGCCAGUAACGACAAAGACAAGAACCUCAUUGGCAUCUGGAAAGGCAAGCUUGAGAUGCAACUUGCCAAAGUAGAUGAGGACGAUAUUACUAGAGAAGUUACCGUGAAGGAGAUCCCCGAUGUGGAAAUUCCCAAAGUGACCGGCGAGAAAAAGGAUGGCCAAACUGGCCUAUCGGAGAAAACAGUUGCCCAGGCUGUAACCCCGCCGAUUUCUCGUCCCAAAGGUGUAGUAACUCCGCCCAGCAAGAUUCGACACGAAUGGUAUCAAACCUCUACCCAUAUCGUCAUUACAAUCUAUGUCAAAGGUGUACCAAAGGACGAAGCUACGGUAGAGAUACAAAACACAUCGCUCUCAAUCGCCUUCCCACUAGCGUCCGGGCCCGAGUUCACCUUCGACCUCGAUCCUCUCUUGUACCCUGUUAAGGCCGACAAGUCAUCGUAUGCAAUCUUACCAACGAAAAUUGAGAUUAAGCUUGAGAAACAAAUUCCGGGACAGAAAUGGGGGGAUCUCGAAGCAUCUGAGGCAACCCAAUUAAUCGGAACAAUUCCACUCCCCACAACGUCUGCAACUCCUACCUCAAUGGCUAAAGUAGAUCUACCGCUUUAUCCCACGUCCUCAAAGUCAGGCCCUAAGGAUUGGGAUAAGGUUGCAAAAGAUCUCACACGCUCUAAAAAGAAUAAGGACAUUAUAGAAGGUGGAGCUAUCGAUACAGACGAGGGUACAGAAUACGAUAGCGAAGCCGAGAGUGGAGAUCCAGUAAACCAUUUUUUCAAAAAGCUAUAUAAAGAUGCAGAUGAAGACACUAGGAGGGCCAUGAUGAAGAGCUACGUCGAGAGCAAUGGAACCGCUCUUAGUACGAACUGGAAAGAAGUUGGAAAAGCUCCCGUUGAAACAAGUCCACCAGAGGGUAUGGUAGCACAUAAGUGGAACAGUUAA